GCUAACCAAGGUUUCCAGGUGCACGGUGUUUCCUCAGACACAUUGGUGUACGGCUGGCUUCCAGGUUGGAUGUGCGUUGUGUUAAGAAGCAGUGCGGCUUGGUUGGGUUAUGUAUCGGAGGAAGCAUGACCUUCAACCUUCAUCUCUCCCGAGCCCGUACGGGAUUUGUAGCAAUAAGACAAGAUAGUAAACAAUUGGAUACCACGAAAUUGGGGAGAAAAAGGGGUAAAAUGUUUUAUUUAUUUUUAAAGUAUGAUUCUCAGAGACUACUAACGACACCUGCCUCUGAUUGAAAACCAUACCAGGCCAAACUCAAAAACACCAUAGAAAAACAAACAUAGACUGCCCACCCCAACUCACGACCUGACCAUACUAAAACAAAGACAAAACAAAGGAACUAAGGUCAAAACGUGACAGGGUCUGGCUCCCAAGUGAAUGGGCCUAUGCCCUCCCAUGGCUGUGCCCCUACCCAGUCAUGGAAAAUCCAUAAAUUAUGGCCUAAAUUAACUAGGCAAGUCAGUUAAGAACAAAUUCUUAUUUACAAUGAUGGCCUAGGAUCAGUGGGUUAACGUCCUUGUUCAGGGGCAGAAUGACAGAUUUGUAUCUUGUCAGCUCAGGGAUUUGAUCUAUCAACCUUUCGGUUACUGGCACAAUGCUCUAAAUACUAGGCUACCUAUCACCCCAAUUGAUUAUAACUCAGAAAAACUUUUUAAAUGUUUGCAUGUUGCCUUUAUAUUUUUGUCUAUCAUGAAAUGCUCUUACUAGCCUGUUCUUCUUUUCACAAGUAGAUGGCGGUAAGGGACUAUAGUAUCGUCAUUUACUGUAAGAAGGUUCAUUUGGCCAGUAGGACUUUCAUCAGAACCAAUUUUUGGACCAAAUGUCAAAAGUGAAUGUGGAAGAGCGACCAUAAGGGUGGAAACACAGCAAAGGAAGGGUUGAAGGUCCAUAAUGUAGUAACUCUUUAAGAAUGGGACAUUAUAAUGAAAUUGCAACAGUUGUGGAAACUGUAGGCCUAUCCUCUCCAAAAAUAAUGAAAUUGCCCCAACACUGAUCGAAGGUCGGUUAUGUUUUUCGGGUUUGCAUUUGGGAUUUUGGAUUUGAGAAGCUGAUCCGAGAUCUGUAGCCUAUCUAUAUGAACUCAACUCAGCAACAUGAGGAAGGAUGAACUAAUGCGCAAUUGUACGCACAUCCCAAUAAGUUUAUUAUGGCGAGGCUCCUUUAAGAGCGCUGAGACACGAAGCAGCUGUUCAUACUAGAAAGUGGAGGAGGAGACCAUAGAAAUGAACGCACUGGGAGGAUGACAGCUUUUAGCCGCUGCUGUAACCCUGAACCUCUGACACCCAUAUGAACCGUCAGCGAGAGGACCACUAACCCAGCCCGCAGGGCGCAUCCUCUAUCCUGAGCAAAAAGCGAGGGGCCGUGGGUGGAGGGUUCCCUAUGAUUUCUCAGUUUUCAUAGACGCUAUUUCUCUAACACCAUGGUGCUGGGCAAGGUGAAAACUUUAGCGGUCUACUUCGACUAUCUGAACGACAACAACGUCCCCGUUUACUCCGGCGGGGAUUCGGUCUCGGGGAGGGUGAUAAUCGAAGUCAUCGGCGAGGUUCGCGUCAAAACGUUGAACAUAACCGCCAGAGGCGUAGCCAAGGUGCGGUGGACCGAGUCCCGGAACGCCGGAGCCAACACUGCCUACACUCAGAAUUACACCGAGGAGGUGGAAUACUUAAACCAUAGCGACACGUUAAUAGGAGAGGAGAGAGAUGAGGACAGUACAGAGGAGACCCUCACUGUUCUCAACACAGGAUUACACGAAUUCGCCUUUAGCUUCCUGCUACCACAGAUGCCCCUGGCCACGUCGUUUGAAGGGAAGCAUGGCAGUGUGAGGUACUGGGUGAGAGCAGAGCUCUACAGACCAUGGCUGCUGCCUUUCAAAGUCAAGAAAGAGUUCACUGUGUUUGAACACAUCGAUAUCAACACACCACUGCUGCUGGCCCCUCAAGCUGGCACUAAGGACAAGACGUUAUGUUGUUGGUUCUGUGCCUCGGGACCCAUCUCACUCAGCGCCAAGAUAGAGAGGAAGGGAUACACGCCAGGUGAGUCCAUCCAGAUCUUUGCAGAGGUGGAGAACUGUUCGUCUAGGGUGGUGGUGCCCAAGGCAGCGCUGAGCCAGACCCAGACCUACUUCGCCAAGGGCAAGGCCAGGCAGCUCCAGCAGCAGAUGGCAGCCCUGCGUGGGGACAACCUACCCCAGGGGAAGAGCCAGAGCUGGGAUGGAAAACUCCUCCACAUACCCCCAGUGUCCCCAUCCAUCCUGGACUGUCCACUUAUCAGAGUGGAGUACUCACUGGUGGUGUAUGUGGACAUCCCUGGGGGGUUGAACCUGUCUCUAUCGUUGCCGUUGGUGAUCGGGACCAUCCCCCUCCAUGCAUUCACCAAUCGAACAAGCAGCAUCAGCAGCUACUGUAGUAGCAUCAGCUGGCCAGAGAGACCUGAGGCUCCCCCCAGCUAUAGUGACUUGGUGGUGACAGAGGAGCAGAGGUGGGGCUGUCUGGAGCGCUGUGAGGGGUCAGAGGUCAACGAAGAGGACCAGGGAACACUGCGCGCUUACAUCACAGAGUUCAGAUACCAGCCCCCGCCGCUCUACUCCGAGGUUGACCCUAACCCAGAGGCGGGCUGUGGAGGUCAGGUGGUCAGUAGACCCGACCUCUGCCCCUCUCGCUGAGCACAACACUGACCUGCUCAGAGCAGACAGGCAUCUACACCUACAGAUGGAUCCAACAUGGCCGCCGCUAUAGUCCCCUACUGGAGCCAGUUACCUACAGAUGGAUCCAACAUGGCCGCCGCUAUAACGUCCUACUGGAGCCAGUCACCUACAGAUGGAUCCAACAUGGCCACCGCUAUAACCCCCUACUGGAGCCAACAUUGCGUCUCAUCCUUAGUUUUCUCGGGUACAUAGAUCAACAGAUGCAGGGAUGUCAGCUCUGAUAGACACUCUGUGGAGAGGCCAGGAGACGCCUCAGUCUGACCAGCAUCACGGUUCUCUGCUGGUCAGAAAGAAUAGAUAGUCCUUAGACCAAUCUUCUGGUACAUAUGACCAUUACGUGGCACAUCUAAGACUAGAAAGGAGAGGAGAAGAAUAAAAUAGAUCAUCCAGUGUUGGACUUUUGGAAACAGUGGUCAGGAUCUCCUCCAGCCUCAGAGUGAAUUUUGCACAUGCCUCUCACUGUUUUUCUACUUAACUUCCAUAGCUUUUCUUCCUCAACUGUCAUAUAUGCUGGAACAUGUCCGUUGUCUUCUCACCACCAUUACUACUUAACUAGAAACAACACCGAUCACAGACACUUUUAGAACAAAGUAACUAAGAAACAAAUGAAAGGAAAUGUUUUUAGAGAGGUGUUAUUGUGUCUUGGGUUUCCUGAAUGGGGAAUGUGGUACAUGGUGAAAUGACUAGUGUGUGUGUUCAGACACUGGUGUAUCUGUGAAGCACUCACUCACUCUCUCUGUCUUUCAGGUGUCUUUCCUCACUAAACCCUCCAUAGAUACAGUACCCUACUAAGCACUUGUUUGAUUGUAGUAUGUGGAGAGUUGACACAGAAAGAAGCUCUGUAUUUACAUAAGAGGCAAAGAAAAAGCCAGAUAUAAAAUAAAAUAAGAAAAAAAUACAUUUGAAAUGUUUACAGGUCAAUUGUCCUUCAAAGUUGAUCUUCACCUCCAAACAAAGUGCAAUAUAUUUUUGUAUUUGUCGUUUUUCUGUUUGUGUAAGUGAUGCCAUUACUGAUCUGAAUGCUAUCAUGAUCUUCCUUUGUUUGAAAUAAAGAAGCCUUUUGUAGAAACUGAA
Messenger RNA from Oncorhynchus gorbuscha (pink salmon), 3835 nucleotides. Its product is annotated as arrestin domain-containing protein 3-like. Gene Ontology annotation, cellular component: cytoplasm. Lineage: Eukaryota; Metazoa; Chordata; Actinopteri; Salmoniformes; Salmonidae. Gene Ontology annotation, biological process: protein transport. The transcript has 8 exons. The record is from RefSeq and is a predicted model, not a curated record. Bases 1478 to 2719 code for a protein of 413 amino acids.